GGUCAUAUAUAAUUCUCUCAACAGAGAAUGGCCUUCUAAGAGCACACCAACCCAAGAACGUCCUAUCAGGCUCCACCUCCCAACAGCACCACCUUACCAACCACAGUGGACCAUCGGGGACACCCAAACCAUCCCCAAACCACAGCAUGCCUCAUCUCAAGGUCAGCUGAUUGACAUCUCAGCUCUUCGGCCACAGAAUACAUUCCCAGGUCCUGAAGAUUAGACGGGGGCAUCUUGAGGGGCCGAGGGCCAUCUAUACUGCACAAAGGAAUGUGUUCCUGUUAUUCUGGGAAAGGGGCAAUCAAUAAGGAUGGUUUUCUCCUUUACUCUCCUCCUUCAAGCAGUUUGCCAAAGUUAUUAACCUGAGUGUGAAGAGUAACCAGGAGGGUGUGUUGAAGGACAAGACGUGGUGAGCAGGAGAGGAAGGUGGAUCAUUAGGAGGUGCAGGACCAGGCUCCUAGCUCUGCACAGCCCUCCCAAGCCUGCCUCAUGUCCUUACCCCUGUGCCUCAUUUUCCCACUUGCUCUGCGUCACCUUUGUUAGCUGCCAGAGCUCACCCAAACUGGUCUUCUUCUGGCUGGAAUCCGGGGUAAAAUACCACUUUGUAUUUGGAACAAUUUUCCAACAAGUUGUGAAGGAAAAAGCCAAAGUUCCAAUAGAAAUGUUAUUGGGGAGGAGAGCUGCCCUCCCAGGACAGGGCUACAUCUCGGGCCACAACUGACACAUGACUGACUAGGACAAGGAUCAGGCAGAGAUGUGAGGUUUUCCAACUUGGCUUUUCCCUGUGGCUCUCUGAAGACCAGUGUCUGGGAAGGGAGACUUUGGAAAACGCUGGAGUGGAUGACUCUGCUCUGGUAUGAGACACGGGAGGUAGCUGCCUGUACCAGGUCCACACACUGGCAGCCAGACAGCAGGAAGAGUCUGCAUGGCCGGCUGAACCCAACCCAGUUAUCUGAGAGGGGCCAUGUCACCUUCUGUAACAGUGGGGGGUGGCCUCCACCACAUGGGAUCUUCUGGCUCAACCUAGCAAGGCCUAAACUGUGCAGUCUCAGUCGAAGCUGAGAGAAGAACCAGUCUCUUUAGUCCUGCCAAGUUCCAAAUGUGACAGUAAACCCUACAAUGAAAUCCAGCCUCAUAAAUUCUAUCCCUACUCCAGAAAAACCCUUCUGACUCGGGUCUGCAUUCACCUCUGCUCUAAGCAAUCAGCACUCCAAACACAGGGAGGAAAUGGUGCCAUCAGACUGGGAAGGCAUCAGCCAGAGAGGGCGAGGCAGCCUCAGGGUCUGCCUCCAUUCUAGAGCACACCUGGAAGGGGUCCCUUGGCUGCGAGGGCUGUGCUAUUUCCUAUCUGUCCACACAUAGCCCUGCUGGUGAACUUCAGGGACGCCAGGGUCCAUGGGCAUUGCUGUCCCUUCCAGUGGCCAGAGCAGUGUCCAGGAUCCUUCAUACAGGGGACUUGGAUUUCUGUAUCCAAAGCUGCCAUGUUGGAAAAGGGGUCCCAUUUCAUUCCAGGACUGCCCCCCACCCAGGCCCUUUGCCAGCCAGGCUGAAGGGGGCUGAGUGUCCUAUGUUUGGACCUAGGCCUUCAUGCCUACUGGGGCACGGUGCCCUCCCUCCUCUGUGUCCUACCUGGAGCCCACAGAGCCAGGCAGGAGCCAGUCUUGCUGCACAGGGCAGGGCUACCAGAGAGAUGCCAGCAUGGACACCCACUGGGAGGUGGGGGCAGGUGAGGGAGCCAAGAAGCACCAUCCCUCAAGUUGGCAGGAGAGAAUCCUGUUGAGCCCACUUGUGCCAGCGUGGACCCGGGCGGCCACACCAGCCAAGCCCCUGCUUUCCCCACCAAGAGGCCCCCUUGGUGGCAUCCCCUGGCAGGGGCAGGCCCAGACCAGCUGGCACUCGUCCUUAUUAGAAUUCUGGGUUGAACAGUCCUGUGAGCUGCCUAGUAAAAAGCCAGAGAGGCCUUCAGAGAAAGCGCUUCAAUGAUGCACGCAUCGCCAGUGAAUUCAGACCAUCUCCAUCACAGUGGAGAGUCUGGAGCAGGAAGGGCUGCUCUGUCCCCUGCCAGGCAACAUAGGCAGCUGGGAGCCCUCUGGGGGUUUCUGGGACUUUCUACACCUACAUGAAGAAAAACCUAACGUCUCUGGGUGAGCUGGACAAUUAAACUGCCCCAGAAUGGUCCUAAGGCAACUUUGGUUUUUUAUAAAUAAAUAGAUUAAUUUAGUUGUUUCUACAUUCUAGGAUAUUAAUCAGACAUAGGUCAUCAUCCCAAACCAAUUUAUGAAAUAUUCUAAAACAGCCCGGCUUCCAAGCAGCACAGGAGCUCUUUAAACCUGAAGCUCAGUCUAGUUUGGGAAAAGGAACCCAGAGGUGCACAGUCUGUAUCAGGCCAAGCCUCCUUUCUUGCAGAGCUGGGAUGCAGUCCCCACUAGGUUCCUCCUCCGAAGCCUCAAGGAGUGACCCUGGCUGUUCCCACCCACCAGACACCCUCUCUGGAGGCCUUAUCGCAGGUCAGCCAAAACUAUCUGCAAUGCAGAGCGGGACAGGCGGACAGUGAGCCGAAAACCCAGCGGUGAACUCUCUCGCUCCUAGCAGCCCCGGGCGUCAAACCUUGCAAGCCGGCAUCUGAGGCCAGUGCGCAUUCUACCCUUUCACGUCCCGGUGGUCUGUGCCCAUAGCCCUGCAAUGCGCCCUGCCGUCCCUGGGACGCACAGGCAAGCCUAGGGGCAGCAACUCCCCGAGAGUGUGCUUGGCGGAUCCAGGAGCCGAAGGAGCCGCUCAGAGCCUGGACCCCAGGGCGCGGCUCCAAAGAAACAGAAGCAGAGUCACCAGUUCGAGAGCAGUGUUCGUCCCAUGCGACCCCCAGGAUGCAGAGAGAGCCAUGGUCGAAGCAGGCACACGACGAUAGUUCUGCUCCCGAGGGCUGGGACGUUUGGGAAGAGCAUCCCCGGAGCCACACAAGGACUGCCAGAGGCGCAGUAUAUAGCGCCCCGAAUCCGCGCAAGGACACGGGCCCGUGCCCAGGCCGCAGCUCCACCAUGCCGCCGCGCCCGUUGUUGGUUCCUCAGCUCAGGGGGACUGGGUACAGCUCAAAGCGUUGCAGAAGCGUCCCCGCAGCCUUCUGGGCAGGAGAAGCGCGGGCAAAUCUCUGACAGAGUUCAUCCAGCGCGGCGAGUUCCGCACCAGUGUAGCCUAGCGCUUCUGGGCCGGGGCUCAGAGGUCCCAGGCAGCGGCCCUGCCCCUCCCUGUUUUUCCCGCCUGCUCUUUAGCAAAGCCAACCCGCGCCGAGAGCCGCAUAUCAGCUGCCGCGACGAUUGGACAGCGGCUCAUGAAAGCGGCACCACCUUUUUAUAGGGUACAGAGGGCGGGGGCGCCGCGGAGCCCCGGGCAGUGGUGAGGCAAGCUGCUCCUGCGUCCCGCGCGCACUGUGCGACAUUCCCCGCACCCACUGUCCCAUGCAUGGCACCCAUGUCGCUCGGGAUGAACACCGCUGCGCUCAGGGCACGCGGUGGGGGCGGCGCGGGCUCAGGUCCCCUGCCCUUCAGCGUCGAGUCGCUGCUGGAGGCAGAGCGCGGGCCGGACUCCGAGCCCACAGAGCCAGGGGAGGAGAGGCCGCUAGGCGCCGCAGAGACCCGGGCCUGGGUCCCGCCUGCUGCCCUUGCGUGCCCCCUACGAACCCCCGGCCCCGCACCCUGCAUCCUCCGAAAACACAAGAACAACCGCAAGCCGCGGACGCCCUUCACUGCCUCGCAGCUGCUGGCGCUGGAGCGCAAGUUCCACCACAAACAGUACUUGUCCGUCGCUGAGCGCGCCGAGUUCUCCAGCAGCCUGAGCCUCAGCGACACGCAGGUGAAGAUCUGGUUUCAGAACCGUAGGGCUAAGGCCAAGCGGCUGCAGGAGGCUGAGCUGGAGAAGCUGAAGCUGGCGGCCAAGCCGCCGCUGCCCUCGUUCGCCCUGCCCUUCCCUCUGGGCGCCCCGCUGCAUGGCUCGGGCGCAUUCGGUGGCCCCGCAGGAGCCCUUCCCCAGGUGUCUGGGCUCCUCGCAGGGCCAGCCACGGCCUACAGCGUGUACUACCUGACUUAGGCGUGGGUGUGAGAAUCCGACCCGGAGCCGCCUAGCAGGAGGGACACGGCCAGUCCGGCUCCGCCUGUGCCACAGUCCACGGAAGACUGGCCUGCGCUGAGUCCCUGUUCCUGGUACCCUCCGCAUUUCGGUGUCGCCUUUUUUGUUGCUGUUGUUUAGUUUUUCGGUUUUGUUGCUAAUACGAUGUUAUAUUGAAUGCCUGAAGCCUAUUUGUGGGUAUCUUACAAAGAUUUCAAGUUUCUAAGAAUCAUGUUAGUACUAAACUGUUUGCUGAAAGGUAAUGGACUUUAUUCUGUACCCUCAAAAUGGACCAAAAUAGAUCUUCCUACUUGGAAUAAAGCAGCUGCCAAAGUACUCUGAGGCUUGCUCCGUGGACCCACCUCUGGCUCUGAAGCCCAGUUUCCUCCAGGUAGCCUUGUCCAGUUGCAGGAUUAUUCUGGGACACACCAAGGAACUACUUCUCAAAGAAAUUAAAAUAGUUUGAUGCCAGGACUACUGGAAACAAAUACUGACACUCUAAUUAGAUUCUCUCGUCAUUAUGGAUGGAAACUUUUGCACUUACUUCAGGCAAUUUGUAAUUGGUUCAGGGAGCUUGAAGCUGAUCACCCGCUGUGGUGGGAGCAUGGGCACGUUAGUGGUGCCAGGGACAGCAAUGGGGGGGCGCAGGGCGAGUGGGCCUGCUGGGCUUGGGGACAUGCCUGGAGGACAAGCGCUGGGCAGGAUGCUGCUGCUAGGCUGCUCCAAAACCCAGGCCAAGCUGUGCCCCAUCCCCCCACCGCUUGCAGGGAAGAGGAAGAACUCCUUGUGAUGGUGGAUGGGGGCAUGGGUGGAUCCAAAAGGCCUUGUUCUAGCACCGUGGAGGCCAGGUCCCCAGGUCCCCGCUGGUCACCUUUUGUUUGCAAGGCACUGCGCUCCUUGAUGAGGCGGGCACAGCUCUCUUUACAUGAAAAGAUGAACAAUCUGACCCGCUCUGAGGAGCUACCCCAGUAGGUCCACCAGCCCUGCCACACAGCAGAGACUCUGGAAAACCCACAGCUGGUUUCUUUGUAAACUGCAGCCACAGACUGGAGGGUUAAGCUGAGCUUGCUGAUUCCCUGGAGUCACAGCAGGAGUAGUGGGAAGUCCCCACCCCCCAACCCUGUCCUGACUUGCAGCUGAAGACAGGACUGGAUGGCCAAGGGUGCAGUGGGCCUAGACCAUGGGGAAUCCCCUCUCCCCACAGGCCUCUGCUGAUGGCACUGGGCUGGGUCCUGCGGAUCAGGUGAAUCAGACUGCAGGAGGGGAAGGAUCAACUCUGCUCAUCAGGACUGCAGCCUAGGAGAAACACCACAGUCCUACAGACUUCAUGGGUGUUUCUGCUUCAAUUCAAACACCUGGAAGUUAUAAAGAUAAUAUUGCGUGAAAUUCCCUGUGGUGUCCAUUAGACACUCUUCCUGUGUCUCUGAGAAAAUGGGAACUCAUCAUGGGUUUAAUGAGGAAUGAUCCCAGUUCUUGGAGACCAGGCUGGAGAAAGGGAAGGUGCCUGCCCUUCUCAGGUGCCUGUGCUUGUCCACCCGCCCUGGGGCCUGAACUAUUUAAACUGAAGCCCAAAUUUUCAAGUGGCCGACCCUCCCGUGGUCUCUAAAUGUACAGAGCAAAGGAACCGGGGUUGGGAUAGGUCUUCAGCAGCCAAUGUCCCCCAUGGGCUGCACCAGGCUGCUGCUUCUCAAGGCCCUUGUAUUCUCUUUCCAAAUCUUAGGUCUCUGAGUGGCAUAGGGCCAGCCAGGACCAAGUUUUAUGGUUCAGUUUUAGGGAUUUCUGAGUAAUCCUGAAAGCUACUCAUGAGGAAAACAAGCAUCCAGGGCCCAUUCCAGUGGAGUUGGGGUCCGCACAGCAACUUAGCCACCUUGUGGGCAUCUGUGCACUGGCCAAGGGCAUAUAAACCACCCUACAGGGCCCUGGAGAGUGCCAGGCAGCCCAGAGCUGAUGCAGAUCUGCUGAACUGAGAGUGAUGAGCUAGCUUAUUUAUCCUUCUGUAACCAAUUCUUUUUUUGGAGAUAGGCAGGGGUACCAGGGAUUGCACUCAGGGGCACUCAACCACUGAGCUACAUCCCCAGCCCUAUUUUGUACUUUGACAGGGUCUCACUGUGUUGCUUAGCUCCUUGCUUUUGCUGAGGCUGGCUUUGAACUCACGAUCCUCCUGCCUUUGCCUCCCAAGCUGGCAUGUGCCAUAGCACUCAUCUCUCUGAAACCAUUUCUGACCCCAAACAUCUGCCCAAGUCCUCUUGGUGCCCAGACCUCUCCAGGGUGAGUUCAUCUCUGGGGCUGGAGGGCAGGACAUGCAUAUGCCCUUGUUGCUGUCCAGCCCUUUUGCUUGUGAAAAGACUAAGGUGAACUUACCAAGACUGAGACUUUCUCCUGGAGAGAGGAUGUGGGCUAGAAGCCUUCUCCCAGGAUUAGAGGCCCUGCAAACCCUAGGCUAACCUGGAGCUGUACACACCUGCUGGCCACCCCCUGAACUCAGCUAGUGUGUCUCAAAGUCAGAGGUGGCCCGGAACUGGUGGCAGAAUAGUCACCCAUUGUGUCCCUGCAGGUAGCGGGUGGGCCAUCUAUAGACAGAUGCCUUGAACCCCAGAGUCCUGCCCGCCAGUCUGUGCCCUUUCAGCUGUCCGUGCUGGGCAACUCCUGUUGGGGUUGGGGACAUUGCCCUGUCCUUAGGAGUUUGUGUUCUGGCAAGAUGAUCACCUGACAAGGUGGCCCGGAGCAAUCUUACAGGGUAGGACAUACUUCUUUGGGAGUGCAGGGUGGCUGUGUGGUUCAGGAAUAAGGAGUGGACACAUGGUAGAAUGGCCUGGACUGUUGGUGGCCUCUGGCAGGGUCAAAGUGUAGAGGGCUGGUCUGUGAAAUGCCCUAGUGACCCGCCCACUGAGCCCCACCAUCCCAGAUGUCUCAUUGAGUGACAUGAAAAGACUGCGGGUCUGAUGCCCGAGACAGGGCCACCUGCUCUCCUGGGAAAGGGAACUCAUGGGGCCUGCAGAAUAACCCUGAGGCUCCCAACGUAGGGACUUCAUCACCAGAAGAUAGGAGUAUAGCAGGGCUGGCUCGAAGGCCCACCAGCUUCUGGGUGUGAAAGGGGCUGACCCCUCUGGGCCUCAUCCUAGUAGGGUCAGCCCUUAGAGCCUCCGCCAGCCAGCAGCACCAGCCUUACCCCUCUGGGUCUAUGGGGGCUGCUCUUGGCCCCACCCUGGGCAUGGACUGGAGGCCACUAUGCUGUGCUUGGGGACCACUAGGAGGAAUAGGCCUGGUCAGGACGUCUUGCACUGGUUCUGGGGAAGGAAUUUGUGAAAUCUGACCAGCAGAUCUUGAAUGACAGUGAAGAUCUGGAGCUAAGGGCCUCCUUGCGGGAGUUUUGAAAAGGUGAUGCAUUCUCCAGCUGGGUAGUAGGACUGGCAUUUGCCACCCCUGCCAGGACAUGCUAUUCUACCCGAGAAAUGCUUCCAGUGAACUGUGGAGGUGCAGCAGCAGGCGUGUGGAGAGCAAUACCAUUUCCACUUGGGCUGACCCCAAGAGCCCGGCGCUGGGGACAGGCCAUCUGCUCUCCUGCUUGUCUUCGUGGGCCCAGUGUCCCCAGCUCUCAGUCCCGUGCACGCCCUCAGGAAGCGUUUAUGAGUAUAAAAAGGAAAGAAAAAGUGAAGCCAAGAGCCUAAGCAGACUGUGCACCACAGGAUUGAGGAUGGCUGCCACACCUGACUAGGGGCCAAGGUGUUUCCCAUGUGAAAGGUGCUUUCCAUGUAAAAGCAAAGAGAAGACCAAGGCUCCACACACUAAUUAGAAAGAAACAUCACCCCAGCAGGUCCUGAUCCCCCAGCAAGAAAACACAGACACGUCACCGAAACCCAAGCGUGGCAAACCAGUUUUCCACCACAAACAGCACUGAUGCACAUUCCAUCCUGAAGCCUGCAAGUGACCUCUUUCUGGAAAGUGCUUCUGUUUGACAGCUGGACUUGAACCCACCGGGACUCUGCAGCAGGGAGAGGAGGUCUCCCCAGAGACUGAGCGGCUCACCUGGACCUCACCGCAAUGCUGGAGUCUUCUUCCCAUCAGUUCUGCAUUCCAUAUUUGUCAAGAGAAAAACAGAGACAGGAAAAACAGAUAGCUUUCUGGUGAGGGAGGAAUCCCGGAGAGGAUCCCAGCAUGGACAGUCCUCAAAGGCUGCAACACACUCCUGGUGACCCAAACUGCAGACAACAUAGGUCUGGCAGAAUGUGCUGCUGUGGAAAGGAUCAAUCCCAUCACUGUGGAGAACACUGGUCAGCACUAGCAUACAAGGAGGACAGCAGGAUAGUGGACACACUGAGACAAGGCCUCCCACCGGGAGUUGGGAGAUGGUUUGCAUUCUGUUUUCUCAAGUGGCCACAUCUGCCCCCAGGGGAUGCUCACUUCCUACCCCAACAGUGGACACUGGGUUUCCUCCCUGCACACCAGGACUGCACUCAAGCUGUUCUCCCUUGAGCACUUGCACCUGCCUUAGUGCCUGAAUGCCAGUGGAAUGUUUUCUGAAUUUGAGGUCAUCCUCAAGAUUCCCUCUGAGAGCUAUGAGCCUGGCUGCACCUCUGUACCAGGAGUCACAAGUGACCACCAGCUGCUUCUGGUCAGGCUCCAAGUCCAGAAAAACAGCAGGUGGUGAGGUGAGGCAGGGAAGGGCUUGUUGUGCUAGCACCUCUGGCACAGAAGCACCCAGAUGCCUGGCAGUGGGGAUGGGCCUCUGCCAGGCCUGGCCCUGGAGCCCAGGAUAAUCAUAUUUCUCCAGGACAUGCUACUGCCUGCCUGUCUGUGCUUCCCCACCUGUUCUGACCUCCUGAGCUGCCUUUUCCACCCCUGGCCGAGUUCUCUCCUGCUUGACAGGCCUGUGUGCCUUCCUGCUGCACCCCUUCUCCAACACUGUGUCCCAGAGGAGCUUCCUGGGUGGGUGGGGCACAAAGACCAUCUGGGUGUCCUUCUCAAGGCCUUGAAGAUAAGGACUCAGGGAUUGCUGUACCUGACCUACUCACCAACUCUCAGGGGCUCCUCAUAAAUCUCUCUGAACAGUGAAUCCUCACAGUGCAAUACUCUUAGUUGAUAAGUUCAACAACACAGAAAUAAGAGUAAAGAAUUUGGUGAAAAAUAUUUAUUUCAUGUGCUUAAAAAGAAUGUCCCUAGAGUGGUCCCUGCAGAAAGAGGUGAGCUGUCUCCUGAGCCUGCUGUUUGUCCCAGUCAUCUCUGGAAGCUUUAAGUCCCCUGCCGCUUCUGGUAACUUACCCAGGGACCCAGACAAGGAGGGAAGCAAAGGCCCAGCCCCAGGGUGCCCACAUGACAAGUGUGAGAGAGGCCCGAGGGCCACCAGCCCCUGCAGGAGCCCCAUUCCUGCACUGUCCACACAGAUGCCUGGUUCUUUCUCCCAUCUGGAUCUGUCAGUGGUGUUUGUUUCUCUUCUGGGUGCUUUUAAACCCUCGAGAUGCACCUUGGCCAAAACAGAUGGUAGAAGGCACUCUGGAAUGGAAAACAGUUCACAUCAAGUGAUGGCACUUCCUUUGCCAACAAGCAACCCAACUCAUAAUAGCAGCCUUGUGUGUGAUUCUUUAUUCCUCCUUAUUCUAGAAUGUUCCCUCUCUCACUCUGUGCAACAGCCAGGAAGUGGAGUCUGCCCUCCUGGGCCCUGAGGCAGCUCCCGGAGUCAGAUCUGCUUCCUGUGGAAGACAUUCGCAGUCAAUGGGCACUCAUUGAGAUCUCAGCUGUGGCCCAGCUUUCUGUGGUGCCCAUGUCCCGUUAUCUACCAUCCCCUGAAACCUGACCUCCUCUACCGUCUGGGCCACUCACAGGCCAGUCUAGGCAAAGGUGAGAAGGCAGAUGAGGGAAACACAUCCAUCUUCCAGCCAGUUCAGAGUCUUCAGCGAUUUUUUUUCCAUGGUUAACAUUUUCCCCAAAACCAGAUUCCAAGUCAGUUUUAACUCCAUACUAGAAAACAAGUCUGCCAGAUUGUGACUGGAACAAUUACAAGUGAAGGCCCCCCAUGGACUGAGGGAAGUUAAAAGGGUAGUUUGCAUUCCUGGACUUCAUGGUGCAGAACACACCAGAAUGUUCUGGUUUUCAACCUCAUGAGGCCAACACUUGCCCAGUGUUACUGUCUCAAGAAGAUGUCCACACUGACCUGUGGAUGUAGGUCCGCUUCUCACCUACAGGUGCUGGGGGUGCUGCUGCAGGCUCGGAGCAGACUUCCAUUGCAUCCCCUUCAUCCCCAAGGGCAGCAGUUGACAGGUCAGCAUCAGACCCCCGAGUGGCUGGGCUGCAGAAGACAGAGUGUCAGCCACGGCUCAGCAUAACUCCCACAGCCCUGGCUUCCCCCAGAAAUAAACUUUCAAGCAAAGGA
This is a messenger RNA of Ictidomys tridecemlineatus (thirteen-lined ground squirrel), 10465 nucleotides long. Its product is annotated as homeobox protein MSX-3. The record is from RefSeq and is a predicted model, not a curated record. Gene Ontology annotation, molecular function: DNA-binding transcription factor activity, RNA polymerase II-specific; RNA polymerase II transcription regulatory region sequence-specific DNA binding. Gene Ontology annotation, biological process: regulation of transcription by RNA polymerase II; embryonic morphogenesis. Lineage: Eukaryota; Metazoa; Chordata; Mammalia; Rodentia; Sciuridae. Gene Ontology annotation, cellular component: nucleus.